AUGGUCACCAAAGUCGCAUUCUUGGGUCCAGAAGGGACAUAUACACAUCAAGCAGUUAUCCAGCAGUUCGGCAACAAAGACAAUGUUCUGAUAUAUCCAGUCAAGACAAUUUCAGACUGUUUCAAAGAGAUCCACUCCAAAAAUGUAGAUUUCGCUGUGGUUCCAUUAGAAAACUCUAUCAAUGGUGGUGUAGUUUUCACUUUUGACCUCAUCAGAGAUUGGUUCAUACCGUCUUUGCAGAACAAUAGUAGACAAAAUGACGACACUGAGCAGUUUGUGUCUAUUCACCAUAACUUCUUAACUAGGGCAGAAGACGUCUCCAAGAUCACAUGUAUAUAUUCUCAUCCCCAGGUGUGGACCCAGGUCACAGGCUUCUUGUCAACUAUCCCGGCUAGCAUUCCCAGAAUAGACAGUACGUCUACUUCAAAGGCUGCUGAGUUGGUUAAUGGUGACGAAUCCAAUACCUCAGCCUGUAUCUCAUCUCAGAUGAGUUCAGACUUGUACCAAUUGCCUAUAAGAAAUGCCAACAUAGAGGACAAUCCUAACAACACCACCAGAUUCUUAGUUUUGGGAUACGAGAAACCACCCGCUCCAUCUCCAUCCCCAGCUCCAGAAGUUGGAGAGCCAGAAAGACCAGAUUCUCGUAUUACUUCUAUCAUCUUCACUUUGAAUCACAAUGAUCCAGGUGCACUUUGUGACGUAUUGUACGAGUUCAAGAAGAAUGGAGUCAACUUGACUUCGAUCACAUCUAGACCAUCCCAUUUGAAACAAUGGCAGUAUGUUUUCUUCGCAGAGGUCAUUGGCGAUCUGAGCAGUGACGCUAAUAUUGCUAAAGGUAUAGAGCUGGCUAGUAGUAUUUGUCUGGAAUUGGUAGUGCUCGGUUCCUUUGACAGAAGCUGGAGGUACUGGAAAUCAUCGUAG
Molecule: messenger RNA, 921 nt
Organism: Scheffersomyces stipitis CBS 6054
Lineage: Eukaryota; Fungi; Ascomycota; Pichiomycetes; Serinales; Debaryomycetaceae
Gene: PHA2
Product: prephenate dehydratase
Exons: 3
Coding region: 1-921 (306 amino acids)
Biological process (GO): L-phenylalanine biosynthetic process
Cellular component (GO): cytoplasm
Molecular function (GO): prephenate dehydratase activity; chorismate mutase activity
Source: RefSeq, a predicted model, not a curated record